AUUUGAGAGGUAGGGCAGGAAAAGCGCAGAUGAAACGUGAAACGUAACUCGACCCUCAGAAAAACAGCAGCUUCACUGACACUUCCGAUCAGUACACGUUAGUCUACUUUUGGGUGACAAAUUUUCAUGUUGUUGCAAGCGCCAGAGAAAUGUCGACGUUGAUUGUAGAUUUCUCUCGUUCAAUGUCCUCUUUCUGGCGCGUACUUUUCGUUGCUGCUCUUCUGCUUUGUUUGGCCAGGAGUAGCUUAACUUGCCCAGAGAAUUGUCUAUGUUACCGGACGCAUGCCGGACCAACUGUGCGCUGCAACCACCAUUCUUUGUCAAGAAUACCAAAUGUUCCAGCUUCGACUGUUGUGUUGGAUUUGAGAUUCAACAAUAUAUCAGUAAUCAGUAAUGGGGACCUGGCACAGCUGCGAUACCUCACCACACUAUAUCUACACCUGAACGAAAUAGAAGACAUUCCCGCAUUCACAUUCAAUGACCUUACCGCUCUUGAACGAUUGUAUCUUCAUCACAACCGCCUAAGAUCUGUUCCAAGGGGAUUGUUUAAAAAUUUGGAGUCAUUAAGAAGACUCCGACUCGAUUCCAACCCACUGAACUGUACCUGUGAUGUCCUGUGGCUUUCUCAGCUGCUGAAGAAGACACCAAAUACGGAGACAGCGGCUACUUGUGGUGAACCACCCCGCCUAAGAGGGACAGCUUUAGUGCGUCUUACUCCAGAAGACGUCAACUGCAUACCACCAUCGUUUGUAAAAAGGCCAGCCAACAUAGAAGUCUCAGUGCGAGAUCGUCAGGUGCUGUUCAGAUGCCUUGCCACAGGCAACCCAACACCGACUAUAUCAUGGCGGAAAAACGGCAAGCCCCUAAAGCCGGACACACGUCAUGUCAUGAGCGAGAGCGGCGCGCUAAGUAUUUUUGAUCCUAAGUUUGACGAUGAAGGAAAUUAUGAGUGCGUGGCAGAAAAUUCUGCUGGGGAGAUCGUCAGUAAGGCAGCACUAAAUUAUCAUGGAGUUGAAGCUCCGCCGUUCCUCGUCCAGUACCCUCAUUCCAAGGUGGAAUCUAUUGAAGGCAACCCAGUGACUUUCACUUGCCGCGCCCGCGGUAACCCUAAGCCUGUUAUCGAAUGGACUAAAGAAGGAACACCGCUGGCCUUUAUUCAUCAUUAUAGAGUCUUGCCAUCCGGGGAUUUGUACAUUCCGGAAGUGCGCGUCGUUGAUCAUGGGAUGUACAGAUGUCGCGCAUCCAACAGGGCUGGAGCCGUGGCAGCGACGACCAGAUUGACUGUGACGGCUCAACCAAAAUUUACUACAAGACCCGAAAAUACUGAAGUAUUAGAGGGAAGUACGACGGAAUUAAAUUGCCGAGUCAGCGGUUACCCACUACCAGCUAUCGCCUGGACCAAAGAUGGCGACCGACUUCCGUCACCAGACCGUCAUAUUGUCCUGCCAUCGGGGACUUUACGAAUAUUGUUUGCGUCACGAAGUGACCAGGGACAGUAUGAAUGCCAAGCGAUUAACAUCAUCGGAGUGAGACUGGCGAGAGCAUUUCUGACAGUGAAACCUCGAGUUCCUCCCUCCAUUGUGGAAUCCCCCACAGACAUCAUUGUGACCGCUGGUCGCACAGUUGAAAUUCGCUGUUCAGCUUAUGGCGCCCCUAAGCCAAUAAUAACAUGGAUCAAAAACAAUGUACACAUUACAGAAGCGAACAGGUAUUCUGUGAGCAAAUCCGGGACCUUAAGCAUCCGGGAUGUUGGAAAGACUGAUGAAGGGCGUUACGAAUGCGCAGCACGCAACAGCAUUGGCGCCGCGUCUGCGCAGAUGACACUAACAGUACAGAUUCCCUCGGAUGAAAACCGUAUCGGCAUUGAUGUUAUCAACCGAACAAUUGGUAUAGCCAGGGAAAACGUUAACAGAGCAAUAAACGCCAGCAUAAAAAUGCUGUUUUCUUCUUCACAACCAAGGAAACCCAGCGAUCUUCUCGCUUUGUUCCGCUUUCCGUCUCCUGCGGCUCAACAGAUCGCAAAAUCUGCCGAAAUCUUCGAACGCACGAUCCAGCUUGUCCACGAGCACGUCAAAGAAAUGGAUAGGGUGAACAUUAGCAACGAGAAGUACAAUUUCUUUCAUCUGUUGUCUCCGCAGCACGUCAGUGUUAUCGCCAACUUGUCGGGAUGUAGUGCUCAUCGCCGAAUCAACAACUGCUCCGACAUGUGCUUUCACCUCAAGUACCGCACGAUCGAUGGUACAUGCAACAAUCUACAGCAUUCCAUGUGGGGAGCCUCACUGACACCUUUUAAACGUCUGCUAAGUCCCGUUUACGAAAAUGGUUAUAACACGCCGGUGGGUUGGCAGGACACGGAGGGGCGCCCAAGCGCGCGUCUUGUAUCUACAGAACUGGUGUCAUCUAAAGAAGUCAGCGAAGAUGAAAAGUUCACUCACAUGUUGAUGCAGUGGGGGCAAUUCCUCGAUCACGAUAUUGAUUUUAUUGUGAGUAGCUUAAGCACGCUCAGGUUCAGCGAUGGUCUCGACUGCACAAAAAAUUACGGGUUUUGUGAUAAUCAGCCACCAUGUUUUCCUAUCGCAAUCCCGGACAACGACAAACGCAUCAAUAAUAAUGGACAUAAAUGUCUGCCUUUUACUCGUUCGAGUGCAGUUUGUGGCACGGGGAUGACGUCCGUGUUUUUCAGUGCUGUCACUCCCCGGGAACAGAUGAACCAAAUCACCUCGUACAUCGACGCAUCAAAUGUUUAUGGCUCAUCAAAAGAGGAGGUGAUGAACUUGCGAGAUUUAGAAAGUAGAGGACUUCUUAAAUCAAACUCCAGCAUCGGCAGUGGAAAACCCUUGCUGCCCUUUAACCGCGACACUCCUAUUGAAUGUCUUCAAUCCGAAGACAGUCCUGUCCCGUGUUUCCUUGCGGGAGAUUUCCGCGCCAACGAACAGCUCGGUCUGCUGUCGAUGCACACAAUAUGGGUGCGCGAACACAACCGCAUUGCGCAGGAGCUAGGAGACUUGAAUCCCCACUGGGAUGGGGAUAAAGUGUACCACGAGGCACGCAAAAUAGUGGGGGCCGAGAUGCAACAUAUUUCCUACACCGAAUGGCUCCCUAAGAUUCUUGGCCCUCAAGGAAUGGCUCUCAUGGGGACCUACAAUGGAUACGAACCAAAUAUUGAUGCAGGGAUCGUCAACGCUUUUGCAACAGCAGCCUUUAGGUUUGGUCACGGACUAAUCAAUCCGAUACUCUUCCGUCUCAACUCUUCUUUUCAACCAAUCGAGCAAGGAAAUAUUCCUCUACACAAAGCGUUCUUCUCACCCUAUCGGCUGGUCACCGAGGGUGGAGUGGACCCAAUUUUGCGUGGGCUCUUUGGAAGGGCCGCCAAGAGUCGAGAUGACAAACAUCAGCUUAUAAAUUCGGAGCUCACAGAGAGGCUCUUUGAAAUGGCUCAUGAGGUAGCCCUCGAUCUUGGUGCGCUCAACAUACAAAGAGGACGGGAUCAUGCGUUACCAGGAUACAAUAGUUGGCGUGGUCUUUGCAAUCUUUCCGUGGUAGAAACGUUUGAUGAUCUUAAAAACGAGAUUGUGGAUAGCGAUAUUCGCGCCAAGUUGAAAGAACUGUAUCAACAUCCAUCAAACAUCGACUUGUGGGUGGGAGGACUCCUGGAGGAAUUGGCACCUGGUGCCCUCGUUGGACCAACAUUUACUUGUAUCAUUGCUGAACAGUUUAGACGAACGAGAGCUGGAGAUAGAUUCUGGUACGAAAGCCCAUCCACUUUUGAUCAUUCUCAGUUGAUUCAAAUCAAACAAACGUCGUUGGCUAGCGUGUUGUGUGACAACGGGGAUGCGAUUGACCGGGUUCAGCGGGACGUAUUUCUCCGCGCCACCUACCCCGAGGGAUAUGUGUCGUGUUCUUCCAUUCCCCGCAUGGAUCUCCGCAUGUGGAAAUAUUGCGAGCAUGGUCACUGCUCCACCCCAGACAACACCCCUACGUUCAGUAAUCAUAUUCAGGGACGUUUGUUUAAGCGAUCAGUGGAGGAAUAUUUCUCAGAAACAGAAAAUCAAAGACACGAGGAAGAGGAAGAAAAUAAUGAUCCGAACUUGGAAGAAGGAGAGAAGCUUGUUACAUCGCCAACCGAGGACGAAAAAGAAGGAGUAAUUGAGUUUACCUCGGAAGAAAACAUUUUGAGUUUGAAUAAAAGAGUUCAACUUCUUGAAAAUACAGUAGCAAAAAUGGCUAACACUUUGACCACAUUAGAAGACGCAUUUAAAAGUCUACAAAAACAGGUUGGAGAAACAAAAGAAAAAGCAAAAACGAAAGAAACAAGAAGUUGUGGAGUUGUUCAAGGCAGUGCUCGUCAAGAGGGGGAAACGUGGCAAAAAGAUGUUUGUACCAAUUGUUCAUGCAAAGAAGGAGAAGUUCAGUGUAAUGAAAUAAUAUGCAAAGAGGUUUCAUGUAAGGAAUAUUACCGGGAUGAUAAUGAAUGCUGCCCGCGUUGUUUAGAGUAAAAUGGUGGCUUUGCUUGUCAAGUACCACGGUGCAUCAGCUGUCACUUAUGCGGUUACCAUGGAAACUACCUGGUCUCUUAUAGCAGUCAAGGAAAGAUUCUAAGUGAGACUGAUGUAACUUAAAGCGACCACGGAGACCUCAGGCGUGUAUUUUAACAUGAGAUUCAUUUCUUGCUUGCAAUAUGCUGCAGUGCCUCGGGCAGAGAUUUUUCUUCUGUAAGGGAUGCUAUAUCUUAGGAGCUUUGGGCUAUGGGAUAGAUAACAUAAAUUGCGAUGCUGUUUAGUGAAAAUUAUGAUGAUUUUUUUAGAUCAUGCAUUUUAAAAGUCAAUUGCAUUUUGUAAAUUUUUUCCAUAAGUUCUUUGUGUAGUGUAUUGUUAAGAAAUGAUAAUCAUGUUUCCAAAUUCUUUUUUUCUGUUUUCUCAUUUCUUUCUUGAAUCAAUGAGAUUUCAGUCGAGAUUUAAGGCUUUUUCUCCCUUCGCUAUAUGUGCAGCCCAGAGUAACAGUGCUUAUUGCGUGCACCGAUUGCCCAUCUGGGAAGUUAUUUUCAAGUACUAUCCAUCUCCGAAAAGACAAAACCGCGCGUCAAGAGUUAAAUUUGCGAUCAUGCUUCCUUAUAUUGACCGAUAGAAAUUACUUCUUUAGUUAUCUUGUGGUAUUUAUCAAAACAAUUAUUUCUCUCUGUUCGGUUAAAUGGUGGAUAUUCACCUCUCUGCUUUGUAGUUUAUUAAAUUUCCUGCACGUUUCACA
Messenger RNA from Pocillopora damicornis (cauliflower coral), 5244 nucleotides. Its product is annotated as peroxidasin. The record is from RefSeq and is a predicted model, not a curated record. Gene Ontology annotation, biological process: response to oxidative stress. Lineage: Eukaryota; Metazoa; Cnidaria; Anthozoa; Scleractinia; Pocilloporidae. Gene Ontology annotation, molecular function: peroxidase activity; protein binding; heme binding.